AUGGCUGAUAAAAUUAAUCACAAUAUAAACAAUGGAUCUGCACCUCCUACGUUCUCUCUUAGUGGUCAAAAUUACCAUUCAAUUGGAAGUUUGCUUCCCUUACCAAGUGAUAUUCCAAAGUUUGCACAGUUAUACAUAGACGACACUGAAAAUGAGAUUCAAAAUCGCAUAUCUGCCAUCAGAUCUUCCAAUUCGAAUAAUGUUAUUGAGCAAACAAUUGUUAAUGAGUUGAAACAAAUGAUGGAUCUUCACAAUCCUCUUGCAAAGAGGUAUAACAUCCCAACAGCUUCUGAGGUUGCAAUACUUAUUGUUGGUGAUAUUGAUGAGUCAAGUUUGCAGAGAGACAUCAUUCUUGAGACUACCUCUAACAGGCUAAAAAGGAUAGAUGUCCUUCACCCGUCUUACCGGUCUCUACAGUAUCCUUUGAUUUUUCCCUAUGGGGAGGAUGGUUUUAGGCCAGGUAUUGAGAACUAUUCCACGUUUGAUAUUUCUGGUACUAAGAAGAGAAAGACUAUAAGCAUAAGAGAAUUCUUUUCAUACAGAAUACAAAUGCGUUUGGAAGGAUCAUCUAUACUAUUACAUUCAAGAAGAUUAUUUCAACAGUUCUUAGUUGAUUCAUAUACUAUAAUUGAGUCUGAGCGUCUUAGAUAUUUACGCAACAACCAACCUAAGCUCAGGGUUGACAAGUACAACUCAUUGCACGAAUCUUUAGUUAGGGGAGAAGCUGAUGCGAUUCUUUCUGGUCAAAGAAUAAUUCUUCCAAGCAGUUUCACUGGUGGUCUUAGAUACAUGUUUAACAAUUGUAAAAAUGUAUUUGCCAUUUGCAAGUAUUUUGGAUACCCCAGUUAUUUUAUCACAAUUACUUGCAAUCCUAAAUGGGACGAGAUCAAACGCCUUUUACAUGGCACUGGCCUUAAGGCAGAGGAUCGUCCUGAUAUUGCCUCAAGAAUCUUUAGUAUUAAGUUAGAUGAGUUGAUAUAUGAUUUCAAGAAUGGGAGGUUCUUUGGCAAUAUUUCUGCAUUUGAAUUUCAGAAACGAGGUCUACCACAUGCUCACAUUUUGUUGUUCAUGCAACCACAAUAUAAGCCUAAAUCACCCGAUGAUAUUGACCGUAUGAUAUCUGCUGAAAUCCCUGAUAAGACUAACAUGCCUAGACUUUAUGCAGCUGUUGAGAAGUUCAUGGUUCAUGGUCCAUGUGGGAGGCACAACAUUAGUAGUCCAUACAUGAUAAAUGGAAGGUGUUCUAAGUUUUUUCCAAAGCCAUUUAGGAAUAGAACGAUUAUUGACGAGGGUGGUUUCCCAAAGUAUAAAAGGCUAGAUAAUGGUCAUACAAUAACUAAGAAGAAUGAAAUUUUGGAUAAUUCUUAUAUUGUACCUUACAAUCCUGAUCUACUCUUAAAGUAUGGUUGUCACAUUAACGUGGAGCAUACAUGUCAGACUUCUUCUAUUAAAUAUUUAUUCAAGUACGUCCAUAAGGGUAAUGAUAGGGUUACUGCCUCAUUUUACCAAACAUCUGCUGAUGGGUCUUCUCAACAAGUUGUUGAUGAGAUACGUAACUACUAUGAUUGUCGUUACAUUUCUGCAUGUGAGGCAGCUUGGCAGAUAUUUGGUUAUGAGAUUCAGCUUAAAGAUCCUGCAGUGAUUCGUCUACCAUUCCACCUACCUGACGAGCAACCAGUUGUUUUCAAGGACCAUGAGAACAUUGCUGAUGUUAUUCAACGUGUAGAUGGUAAGGUUACUAAGUUAGCUGCUUGGAUGUUGGCUAAUCGUGAGUAUCCUUUUGCUAAAUCUUUAACAUACAGCGAAUUUCCUACAAAAUUUGUAUGGAAAGAUGAUUCAUGCAUGUGGUUUCCUCGCAAACAAGGCUUUUCUAUUAGACGGCUGACUCAUGUUUCACGUGGUAACAGUGAGGAUUAUUACAUGAGAAUAUUGUUAAAUAUACAAAGAGGAUGCAUGAGUUUUACUGAUUUACGUACUAUGGAUGGUGUGGUAUACAACUCAUUCAAGGAAACAUGCUAUGCUUUGGGACUCUUACAAGAUGACAAGGAAUUUAUUGAUGCAAUUCUAGAAGCAAGCACUUGGGCGUCUGGAAACUACUUACGAAAUCUGUUUGUUGUGUUGUUGAUUUCUAAUAACAUAUCUAGACCUGAAUUGGUAUGGCAGCAGUGCUACCAACAAUUAUCUGAAGAUUUGUUAUAUCACAUAGAAUUUCAACACUUAAUCCAGCUUAGUGAUGAUCAACUACUGAAUAUGACUCUUUCAAAGGUUGAGAUGAUGUUGCAAGCUAAUGGUAGGUCACUUCGAGAGUUUAAUGGUAUUCCUCUCCCUGAUUUAGAUAUCAUUGAUGGCUUGGAUAAUCGGAUAAUAGCUGACGAGCUAACUUUUGAUAUUGUUGCCCUAAGGGACAAAUUAGAAAUAUAUGGUUAUGGUGGAACAGGUAAGACAUUUCUAUAUAGGGCACUUUCUGCAGCUAUUUGUGUCAAAGGAGAAAUUGUUCUUAAUGUUGCCUUAAGUGGAAUUGCAUCUCUUUUGCUUCCAAAAGGUCGUACAGCUCAUUCUAGGUUUAAGAUACCUUUGGAACUUCAUGAAGAUUCUGUAUGUAGUAUAAAACAAGGGUCUCCGCUUGCUAAGUUGAUUUGCAAAGCAAAGCUUAUUAUAUGGGAUGAGGCUCCGAUGCUAAACAAGAUUUGUUAUGAAGCACUCGACAAGUCUUUCAAAGACAUACUUAGAUCUUCAUCAUCAUACAAUGAAGACUUACCCUUUGGUGGUAAGAUAGUCGUACUUGGAGGUGACUUUAGACAGAUUCUACCUGUCAUACCUAUGGGAUCUAGACAAGAUAUUGUACAAGCUACAAUUAACUCAUCUUAUCUGUGGUCAUCAUGCAAAGUAAUUACUCUUUCUCAGAAUAUGCGUCUUACAGUUGGUGUGCCUGAAUCUGAUUCUAUUGAAAUAAAACAAUUUGCUCAAUGGCUUCUUAGAAUUGGUGAUGGUCUUGAAGGAGAUUCAAUUGAUGGUGAAUCUGAGGUCAAUAUUCUAGAAAAAAUUCUAAUUAAGGACAAUGCUGAUGGCUUUGACAAUAUCAUUAGAUUUGUAUAUCCUGAUAUACUUACUAAUUUGAAACAGUCAACUUUUUUCAAGAAGAGAACCAUUCUUGCUCCUACACUAGAUGUUGUGCACGAGGUAAAUAAUCAUAUAAUGAAGCAUAUUGAAGCAGACGAGAAGGUUUAUCUGAGUUCUGACUCCAUGUGCGUUGAAGAAGGUAGCAUGGAGUCAGAGCUUGAUACAUUUACUCCUGACGUACUAAAUGCAAUUAACUGCUCAUGUUUACCACCUCAUGAACUUAUAUUAAAAGUAGGUGCUCCUGUUAUGUUACUAAGAAAUAUUGACCAAUUUAAUGGACUUUGCAAUGGUACAAGAUUACAGGGUGGUAGGAUUCAAGCUUCCAUUCCAAAAUCCUUGGUGAAGAAGUGGAGGGAAGUGAUUAUUGAGUUCCAAAUGUACACCAUGAGCAACUUUAUUGUAAUUAAGAAAACCAAUACUAUGAAGAGAGUCACACCGGGGACAUGGGUCCUUACUUUCUCACAUAGGACUAGGGUUGAUCAUGUUGUGAAUCCAAGUUUUUCACUUCAACCUUUUCGCUUUAAGACAAUUCCACAGCUCAUCAAUGCUGGAAGCUCGGUUGACAAUGAUCUUUUUGAUGACCAACUAGCAGAUGUUGUGGGGUUCCGAAACAGCAACAAUAUAGUAAUAGAUUUUGAAAUAUCUUUCAAGUUGCUAGGUGGUGCACCACCAACUUCAGUUAGAAUAAAUCAGGUUACAUCCCAUACCGCCUGGAAAUGUGGCCACACCCUUGAAACUGCAACAAUCAGGUUCAAGGUGAAAGUAAUGGUAUAUGAUGGGACUAGGAGUAUGACGUUGCUGUUGUGGGAUAGAGAAACAACCCAACUUUGUGGGAAGGCAGCUGACAAGAUUAUGGAAGAGGAGGAAUCUGGAGGGGAUGAGUAUCCAGCAACCCUUGAUGCUAUGAUGGAUAAAAACCUACUAUUCAAGAUUAAUGUCAAAACUGCCAAUAUAAAACAGUAUGACCAAGUAUAUACUAUGAUGAAAAUCUGUGACAAUGACGACUUGAUUGAAAUAGUACAAUCCAAGGGAGUCCAAAGCAUUUCGAGUUUGAAUAUUACUGAAAAUAGGUGUAGUAACUCAAUUGAUACUUCAGCAAAUAUGGUCAACCUUAACACUGAUACUGAUCGUUAG
Molecule: messenger RNA, 4254 nt
Organism: Arachis stenosperma
Lineage: Eukaryota; Viridiplantae; Streptophyta; Magnoliopsida; Fabales; Fabaceae
Exons: 13
Coding region: 1-4254 (1417 amino acids)
Biological process (GO): DNA repair; telomere maintenance
Molecular function (GO): DNA helicase activity
Source: RefSeq, a predicted model, not a curated record